This is a messenger RNA of Rhinocladiella mackenziei CBS 650.93, 423 nucleotides long. RefSeq lists its product as uncharacterized. Lineage: Eukaryota; Fungi; Ascomycota; Eurotiomycetes; Chaetothyriales; Herpotrichiellaceae. The record is from RefSeq and is a predicted model, not a curated record. Bases 1 to 423 code for a protein of 140 amino acids. The transcript has a single exon.
AUGGCGAUCACAUCUGGCCUCUUGGCUGGAGGAACAUUCCUGUUCACGUUGGGUCCGCUGGCCCCGUUUUUAGGGUACGCCACCUGGCGAUUUGCGAGGCGAGCGCUGGAGCGAGAGAACCUCCUUCAAAGCACAGACCUGGUUGCACCGCUGGAGCGUGUUUUGCAUGACUGGAAUGCCGGCUAUUUUGCGCAAAGAAGUCUCUGCGUGAGACUUGAAGUUCCUGACAACAGGGAGGAGAAGAAGGAGGAGGAUCGGUUGCUAUUCUGGGGGCGUCGAAGGUCACCAUCCAUCAGUGAAAGCCAGAGAGUUACUCGGGAAUUUGGAUUGAGCAUAUACUGGGUCACGGGACUGGACAAACCUAGGCUGGUAGUGGCACAUCUCAAUGCGGGCCAUAAUCAUGAGCCACUUCCUGUGGCCUGA